AAGUUGCUGUCAAGGCAGCCCGCUAUGACCCUGAUGAGGACAUCAGCCAGACCAUUGAGAAUGUCCGCCAAGAGGCCAAGCUCUUUGCAAUGUUAAAGCAUCCCAACAUCAUUGCCCUCAGAGGCGUGUGUUUGAAGGAACCUAAUCUUUGCUUGAUCAUGGAGUUUGCCCGUGGAGGAUCACUAAAUAGAGUGUUGUCUGGUAAAAGGAUACCUCCUGACAUACUAGUCAACUGGGCAGUACAGAUUGCGAGGGGAAUGAACUACCUGCACGAGGAAGCAAUUGUUCCCAUAAUUCACCGUGACCUGAAGUCCAGCAACAUACUGAUACUCGAAAAGGUGGAAAAUGGAGAUCUGAGCAACAAGAUAUUGAAGAUCACGGAUUUCGGCUUGGCCAGGGAAUGGCAUAAAACUACCAAAAUGAGCGCAGCUGGGACAUAUGCCUGGAUGGCUCCUGAGGUCAUCCGCUCCUCCAUGUUCUCCAAAGGCAGCGAUGUGUGGAGUUAUGGCGUGCUGCUUUGGGAACUGCUAACAGGAGAAGUACCGUUCCGAGGAAUUGAUGGUCUUGCAGUAGCAUAUGGUGUUGCCAUGAAUAAACUUGCCCUUCCAAUCCCUUCCACAUGUCCAGAGCCUUUUGCCAAACUCAUGGAAGAUUGUUGGAACCCUGACCCACACUCACGACCUUCCUUUGCCAGUAUCCUAGACCAUCUCACUGCCAUAGAAGAGUCUGGUUUCUUUGAAAUGCCCAAAGAUUCCUUCCACUCCCUGCAGGAAGACUGGAAACAAGAGAUCCAAGAGAUGUUUGAUCAGCUCAGAGCCAAAGAAAAGGAGCUGCGCACAUGGGAAGAAGAGCUGACUCGUGCUGCUGUUGAACAGAAGAACCAUGAGGAGUUGCUACGAAGGCGGGAACAGGAGCUGGCAGAACGUGAGAUUGACAUCCUGGAAAGGGAGCUCAACAUCAUCAUCCACCAGCUGUGUCAGGAGAAGCCUCGGGUGAAGAAACGCAUGGGGAAGUUCAAGAGGAAUCGUCUCAAGUUAAAAGAUGGCAAUCAUAUCAGCCUGCCUUCAGAUUUCCAGCAUAAAUUCACUGUGCAGGCUUCUCCAACGAUGGAUAAAAGGAAAAGCUUGAUCAGUAGCUGCUCCAGCCCUCCUGCAAGUCCUACCAUUAUUCCCAGACUCAGGGCCAUACAGUGUAAGGAGCUCAAUGUAGUGUGGGGACGAAGCUCAGUCCUUCCAAAGGAGGAAGGAGAGGAAGAAGAGAAGAGAGGCCAGAAGAAAAAGGGGCGUACUUGGGGACCAAGCUCACUUUGUCACAAGGACCUAGGUGCAGGAGAAGAUGGUCUGAAAGCUCUCAUGGAAGGAUACAAACAGUGGUCAUCCAGUGCACCGAACCUUGGGAAGAUCCAGAGAACUGCGCCUGCUUUUCCAGGAUUCACCAGCUUAGCAGAGAUGGAUGAUGAAGAUAGCGAAUGUCUUAAUGGGGAGGGCAAAGUGCACCCUUCACCUGGGCACAAUCAGUCAUACCUCUGCAUCCCAUUUCAGAAGAAUGAAGAGUGGGAUGGCCCUUCUAGUGAUGCCAAUGAGGAGUCCACACCAGUGAACUCUGCUACUAGUACCCCACAGCUGACACCCACCAACAGCCUCAAACGUAGUGGUUCCCAACACAAGCGAUGUGAAAUUGCAUUGCUUGGCUGUGGAGCAGUGCUGGCUGCUGCAGGCCUGGGUUUUGAUCUGUUAGAAGCAGGGAAGUGUCAGCUGCUGAUUGAGGAGGAGCCAGAGGCACCCAAGGAAGAGAAGAAGAAGCGUGACAGCAUUUUCCAGCGAGCUGGACGCCCACGCAGGAGCACUAGUCCACCUUCCCGAAAGAUCUUCAAGAAAGAUGAUCCCAUGUUGUUGCUAGGCGAGCCAUCCACAUCCCUCACCCUUCUUUCCCUGUCUUCCAUUUCCGAAUGUAAUUCCACUCGGUCCCUGCUGCGCUCAGACAGCGAUGAGAUUGUGGUGUAUGAAAUGCCUGUCAGCCCAGUGACAGUCAAGGCUCCCUUGCCAGCCAUUACCAACCCACUAGUCAAUGUCCAGAUUGAGAGGUUCAAACAAGAUCCCAACCAGUCCCUGACUCCCACACACGUGACGGUGUCUUCCCACACCCAUCAAAGCGGGCACAGGCGCACACCUUCUGAUGGGGCCAUCAAAGGGAGUGGACUAGUUGUCAAUGGGUGCCCAACCAGUGGAUGCCCUUCCAGUAGCUGUUUAACUGGAGCACUGGGAGCAGGUGUAUUAAAAACACCUAGUCCAAGUAGAGAUCCCAAUGAGGUCCCUCGCCUGCCAGACCCCAACCUUGUUUUUCCUCCAACCCCGAGACGAUGGAAUGCACAGCAGGACCCCACACUGGAAAGACCCAAGACAUUGGAGUUCCUGCCCCGGCCACGUCCUGCAGCCAGUCGGCAACGGCUUGAUCCCUGGUGGUUUGUGUCACCCAGCAAUGCCAAGGGUGAAUCUUCUGCCAACAGUUCGAGUACUGAUACUCCAAGCAAUCUGGACUCUUGUUUUGCUAGUAGCAGCAGCACUGUAGAAGAGAGACCUGGACUGCCUGCACUGCUUCCUUUCCAGGUGGGUCUUCCUGUAGAGGAGCGGACACUGUUGGACAUAGAUGCUGAGGGGCAGAGCCAGGACAGCACCAUUCCGCUAUGCAGAAGUGAACUUAACACACAAAAAGCUGCAGCAUAUGAACUGAAGCAAGAAUUCUGGUCUUAGUAUGAAAUCUGCUGGGGACAGUGAGCCCCUCUAAAUUCAAUCCUACUUUUUGCACUGAGAAUGCACUUUGAAGACAGAUGAGAUGGAGGGAUGCUACAGAGAUCAUAUGGUGCUGCCUCUGCUGAAGAUGUGUUGUUCGACUGCCUGAUUUUUGUCUGCAGUUGGAUGAAACGUGGCAACUCUGAGCUGCUGACUUUUGCUGUGGGGUUUUUCUGUAGUCUUCCCUGCCCUCUUAUUGCAGUUUGAAUCUGCAAUGAGCUAAAAUUAUCAUAUCA
Messenger RNA from Egretta garzetta (little egret), 3025 nucleotides. RefSeq names its product mitogen-activated protein kinase kinase kinase 9 (gene MAP3K9). The transcript has 10 exons. The record is from RefSeq and is a predicted model, not a curated record. NCBI's taxonomy places the organism in Eukaryota, Metazoa, Chordata, Aves, Pelecaniformes, Ardeidae. The coding region runs from base 90 to 2750 and encodes 886 amino acids. Gene Ontology annotation, molecular function: ATP binding; JUN kinase kinase kinase activity. Gene Ontology annotation, biological process: protein phosphorylation.